Messenger RNA from Lottia gigantea (owl limpet), 420 nucleotides. RefSeq lists its product as hypothetical. The record is from RefSeq and is a predicted model, not a curated record. Lineage: Eukaryota; Metazoa; Mollusca; Gastropoda; Lottiidae. Bases 1 to 420 code for a protein of 139 amino acids. The transcript is spliced from 5 exons.
AUGAAGGUCUCAACGACCGACAAACCCGGCUGUAGAGAACGGUGUAAGAUGACUAAAUCAAAAGUGGUAAAAACAGCAGUGGUCAUUUCAGUUUUGAGUUUCAUCUAUCUUUUACAUCAAUAUUCACUGGUGGAUAAUGAAACGCAAACACGAAAGGAAGUGUUUCACUUAUUUUUUAAUUUAUCAAAACAAAACAAAACCAGAUUAUAUUUAAUUGAUCCAGAUGUUAUAUCAAUGAACAUAUUUCAUAGUAAUAAUAAUAAUAACAGAAAUAAUACCAUAGGUGAUAGGAACAUGAUCACUCUUGGUAUGAAUGGUACAGUGGAUACGAAGGCAAUGCAACAUUUGUCAGCUUUGUAUAAAUUAAAUUUCGAAAAACCAAGAUACCCCAUAUUUGAUAUUUCCCAUUUUUUUCAAUAG